AUGUCAGCUGGAGGUCGCCCAUCCAAGCGCCCAAAAUUCAUCCACCAUAUCCAUAGCGAAACUGUUGGCCAGGCCAGCACUAGGCACCGCAACUUCAGUUUGCAGGCAAGCGGAAACUUCAAUCUCCGGACAUCAUACUUGUCUGCUUCCAGACCUGCAAUAGAAGAGGAGGAGCAAGCGCUAUCUCAACAAGCUGUUGGCGUGGACUCAGACCCUUGGAAUGAGACUGAGUUCUACCAGGCAGUAGAAGAUUCGCAGUCUCAUUCGGAUGGGCCAUCUCAAGCAGGGCAUGGGAGAACACCAGGUGAUGAUCCCCUCGCCCUUUGGCUGCAUGAACGCGAAAUAUACUUAGACGAACUCAUUUGUCUUGAAGGGCGAGGCAAAAGCGCCAGUGAACAAUGCUCAAUGCCGUUCCAUAGAAUCGAGGAAUGGAAAGAUGGGUUUUUCCAUGCUGUAACCCUCAAAUCUUUAGGGCUACGUAUUCAGCUCGGUCAUAAGGCAGGAGAAGCUUGUCGUCGUCCGAGCCCCGCGUUUGAUGACGACUUCGUUGUUAUCGACACUCACGGAAUUCAUGAAGUCAGCCUAGACUUCUGUGGUUGCGAGCACAAAGCUUCUCACUAUAAACAAUUGCUUCGGGCACGUCUAUUCCCCGCAACAGCGACUGACCCCAGAACCGCCGCAACAUUUGCGGUGUUGAAGUUCUUUCACCUGCUUUCCUUCGAAUCCAAAGUAUCCACAUACGAGUUCUACCACAGUUUGGCGCGCCAGAGCGACAACACCGGAAUCACGCCAAUACGGGAUCGCUACUCAACAUUUCUUAGGAUCGUACGUGAGUGGAGGAACCUCCGUUCCUUGAAACGCGCUGGCCGUGGCCAUGAUCCGGCUUGUGUCAAUGCAACUAAGGAAGGAGAACUUGCUCUUCUGUGCCCAGCAUGCCCGCACCCUGGAAAGAAUUUACCUGACAGGUGGGAAGCUUCAACUCAACAGUGGAUGUAUAGUGUAUUUCUUGCAAUCGAUGCAAACUUCCGUCUCAAGCGCCAAGCCAUCUCCUCCGACACCAAAGAUCCGGGUCUCAGCGGUGGCUGGGGCUAUUUCGUCAACGAGAAGCAUUACAAGGCCUACAUAGGUAAUAAUUCUGCUGUCAUACAAGAGUGUCAACAGAGGAGCGCUUGCGUCAACCACAACGCAGUGAACAUGGCGGAUGUGAAAAUAUCGAAGGGACUUGCGGCUACAGGUGUCGGCACUGUUGACUGUGCCCGCCAUGACAUGAAGUUGGCGAAUGGUGUCGGGGACUUGCAAAAAGGUGAAAGAUAUGUUAAUAUGGACUAUCUCGUUUUUUCAGCGUUGUCGACAUUUUCGAGCCUCAAAGUCAUCAACUUUUCUUACGAUAUUGCAUGCCAAUGGCAUAAGAAACUCUGGGGCCAUGUCCCUUCGCUUCCUCUUCACCUUCAACCAGAUCCUGUUGGAAAGACUUUCCGGUAUUUUGUACCGAAGUUUCAUAUUGCAGCGCACGUGGAAGCUUGUCAAACGAUGUUCUCACUUAACUGGUCACCUGGCGUUGGUCGAACAGAUGGAGAAGCCCCCGAGCGUGGCUGGGCAAACAUUAAUCGUGUUGCUACGAGCACUAAAGAGAUGGGUCCUGGAGCUCGUCGAGACACACUGGACGACCACUUUGGCAACUGGAAUUGGAAGAAGAUUGCAUCACUAGGUCGAGUGUUGUUACGGAAGGUCAUCGAAGCCGUCAGAGCAGAGCAAGAGCAUCAUAUUGCACUUUCCGAACUUGAAGACUCUAUCCGAGAGUCUGAACUAGGUGCCUCCUCGCUUCAAAAAUGGAGAGAAGAGAUAGAGAGUUGGGAGGUUGACCAUACAAAACCUAAUCCUUUUGAGAGACGCGUUGAUACUAUGACACAGGCAGCCGUUCGGCUGGAGCUCGCCAAACAAGAUACCAAGGAGUUGGAGGAUGGCACUGCUGUGUCUCUUCACUCCGAGGUAUCUUGCAGUAUCCUCAUCAGCACCGGCAUUGAUCUUGAACAUGCCCAACGUCGACUUCGCGCAGAUGCAGGAUUACUCGGUCAACAUCCAACCGACACUCAACGGACGAGCAUUCUGACCUGUAGCAACACCCUCCUCCGCCGCAUAGACGCUUGGACAACGAUCCAGACUUUGUACAUGCCGUCAGUCGCAAACCUACGUGCCAAUCAUCAGGAAAAAACCGAAGUGCUACAUAGCGCUAUAUAG
Molecule: messenger RNA, 2238 nt
Organism: Suillus clintonianus
Lineage: Eukaryota; Fungi; Basidiomycota; Agaricomycetes; Boletales; Suillaceae
Exons: 11
Coding region: 1-2238 (745 amino acids)
Source: RefSeq, a predicted model, not a curated record